Messenger RNA from Sturnus vulgaris (Common starling), 1242 nucleotides. The record is from RefSeq and is a predicted model, not a curated record. Lineage: Eukaryota; Metazoa; Chordata; Aves; Passeriformes; Sturnidae.
AUGCCGGUGAAGAACCGGUACAACCUGGUGGACGAUGGCUGCGACUCCCGCGUCCCGCUGCACAACGAGGAGGCCUUUCAGCACGGCAUCCACUUCCAGGCCAAGUACAUCGGGAGCUUGGAUGUCCCCAGGCCCAACAGCCGUGUGGAGAUUGUGGCAGCCAUGAGAAGGAUUCGGUACGAAUUCAAGGCCAAGAAUAUUAAGAAGAAGAAGGUGAGCAUCAUCGUGUCCGUGGACGGGGUGAAGGUGAUCCUGCGCAAGAAGCAGAAGAGAAAGGAGUGGGCCUGGGACGAGAGUAAGAUGGUGGUGAUGCACGAUCCUGUGUACAGAAUUUUCUACGUCUCUCACGACUCGCAAGACCUGAAAAUAUUCAGUUACAUUGCAAGGGACGGCGCAAACAACUCCUUCAGGUGCAACGUCUUCAAAUCCAAGAAAAAGAGCCAGGCCAUGCGCGUGGUGCGCACCGUGGGACAGGCGUUCGAGGUGUGCCACAAGCUGAGCCUGCAGCACGCCCUGCAGAACGCCGACGGGCAGGCCGACGGUGCCAGCGACAAAUCGGCCGAGGAGCAGCCGCUGGAAGUUCACCAGAUAAAGGGCUCCAAGAUCACGGAUGUGGACGAGGUUGGCAUUGAUACUGGUGGCAUCUGUGUGUCCGAGAGGGGACCCAGAGAGCUGCCAGGUGCCAGGGGGGACUUCAGCAUGCUGAAAUCUGGGCAAACCUCAAAGGAAAAGAACGGCCAGGUAAUGGAGGGUCGGAUGGAGGACGCUUCAUGUGCUCUGCUGCUGCUGAGGGCCCUCUGCUCAGGAGCUCUGGGAGCACUUCCCAGAGGCCUGAAUGGCAUUGCUUCAGCUCACACAACACUCCUCCAGCAGCAGCAGCAGACGCAGGUGGCUGUGGCCCAGGUGCAGCUGCUGAAGGACCAACUGGCGGCCGAGACAGCGGCACGGAUCGAGGCGCAGGCCCGGGUGCGGCAGCUCCUGCUGACCAACCGCGACCUGCUGCAGCACGUCUCGCUGCUGGUGCGGCAGCUGACGGUGCUAGAGGCCCGGGAGGAGCACCGGGAUGAGCAUCGGCAGCCGGUUGACCGCUCCUUGCAAAACCUGUCCCUGGCCCAGUCCCUCUCCCUGAACCUGAAGAACCACUACAGCCUGGACGUGCACCUGCCGUCCACCUCCACCCCCGCCAGCAUCCUGGGCAGCCCCGUGGGGCAGCCACCGCUACGGCAGCAAGGAGGGGGAUGA